Molecule: messenger RNA, 696 nt
Organism: Rosa rugosa (rugosa rose)
Lineage: Eukaryota; Viridiplantae; Streptophyta; Magnoliopsida; Rosales; Rosaceae
Product: cell number regulator 7-like
Exons: 4
Coding region: 59-496 (145 amino acids)
Source: RefSeq, a predicted model, not a curated record
CUUCAUUAACAGCAGUUAACAAAUACUAGCUAGUCUUCUUUCUGCAUAUUGUGGAAAUAUGAGUAUUGAUUUAAACCAAGCAGAUAUGAAUGUUCAUUAUGACCUUCAGUCCAAAUGGAUGGGUGGUCUUUGUAACUGUGGAGCAGAUGCUACUACAUGUUGCAUAACAUGCUUUCUUCCAUGCAUCACCUUUGGCCAAAUUGCAGAAACUGUGGACGAAGGACGAACUUCAUGCUUUGCCCAGAGCAUAGUGUAUGGGUUGUUGAUGACAGUUCAGUGCCAUUGGCUGUACUCAUGCUUGUAUAGAGACAAAUUGCGCAAGAAAUUUGGUUUGGCUGAGGAGCCUUGUUGUGAUUGUCUUGUUAACUUCUGCUGCGAGCCAUGUGCCCUUUGCCAAGAGCAUGCUGAGCUCAAAUCAAGAGGCUUCAACCCCUCCAAAGGUUGGAUUGGACCGCCAACUUCUACUCCACAUAUGCCUCCUUCCAUGUUCAAAUGAUCCUCCGAUUCCGACCUAUGUACUUGGCAGACUAUCGAUAGUGUGACCUUAUAAAUGUUUUUCUGUAUCUUAACUGAUCAAUAAUUAGAAGAAAAACCGCGUGUAUGGGUGAAUGAUGGUGUAUGCUUUAUUUUCAGUGUGUUCUUAGAGAUGGUUCUCCAACUUGAAGAGCUGAGGAAAAGAUCAUGUGUUUGACUUUC